AUGGGUGUUGAAAAAACUGCAGCGAAUGUUGAGAAGGACACUGCUGGACAGAAGCGUAAGAACUCAGAUUUGAAUGAAAAUAGUACGAAAGGAAACGCUAAUUCGAAAAGAGAAGACGACAAAGACGGUGAGGACUCCGAAGAUCACGUUGGUGGGACCGAAGACGACGAUGACGAAGGUGACGAUGAUGAGGAUGACAGCGACGAGGAGGACAUGGCCCCAAAGUCAAAAAAACGUCGAGCGAAUGAAAGUGAAAGUGACAACAGUGGAAACGAGUCGGAGUCUGAGCUUAAGAUGACGGAAGACGAUCUUGUUGGUGUCGAUACGUCUAACAUUAUACCGCGCUCGCAACGUCGCGCCGCAAAGGCUGCCAUGGCGCUGUCGUCAGAUGAGAUUGCUACUGAAAUGGGUCAUACACCCGCUCCACUGAACGGUGAGAAUGAGGAUAAUAGUGAUAGCGAAGAAGCCGUGUUUUAA
This is a messenger RNA of Plasmopara halstedii, 477 nucleotides long. RefSeq lists its product as uncharacterized. The coding region runs from base 1 to 477 and encodes 158 amino acids. Lineage: Eukaryota; Oomycota; Peronosporomycetes; Peronosporales; Peronosporaceae. The record is from RefSeq and is a predicted model, not a curated record. The transcript is spliced from 2 exons.